GUAACGGGACGCUCGAGGUUUAGCUACAGAGGCUGUAGCUCACUCAGCUAAUCUGUGCCCGGAAACAGAAACACACAUUCGACCAACACGGCUUUUUUUCAGGAUAAAAUAAUGGAAGUGACAUUAUCUAUGGAUCCUCUUUUUCUAGCAUGGAGUUAUUUCAGGAGACGGAAGUUCCAGAAAUGCUCCGAUCUUUGCACAAAGGUGUUGGAGGACAAUCCGUUCGACCAGGAACCUCAUACACCACAUAUUUCUGAGGCUGCAUGGAGCCUGAAGACAAGGGCCCUGACUGAGAUGGUGUACAUUGAUGAAGUGGAAGUUGACCAGGAGGGAAUUGCAGAAAUAAUGUUGGAUGAAAGUGCUAUUGCACAAGUGGCACGACCUGGAACAUCACUGAGGCUCCCUGGAACAAGUCAAGGUGGAGGACCUACUCCAGCUAUCAGACCAGUGACCCAGUCGGGACGCCCCAUUACAGGAUUUGUAAGGCCCAGCACUCAAUCUGGUAGACCAGGGACUAUGGAGCAAGCCAUCAGGACACCUCGAACUGCAAACACUGCUCGCCCUGUCACCAGUGCUUCUGGGAGAUUUGUCCGAUUGGGCACGGCUUCGAUGCUAACACAUCAAGAUGGGCCGUUUAUUAACAUGUCCAGGUUAAAUUUGGCAAAGUAUGCACAGAAACCAAAUUUAUCCAAGGCCUUAUUUGAAUACAUCUUUCACCAUGAGAAUGAUGUAAAAAAUGCUUUGGACCUAGCUGCACUUGCUACGGAGCAUGCACAGUUCAAGGACUGGUGGUGGAAAGUCCAACUUGGGAAAUGUUAUUACAGGCUUGGUUUGUACCGUGAAGCUGAGAAACAAUUCAGAUCAGCUCUCAGCCAUCAAGAGUUUGUAGAUACUUACCUUUACCUUGCGAAGGUUUAUCAGCGAUUAGAUCAACCCAUAACUGCCUUGAACCUCUUCAAACAAGGACUGGACCACUUCCCAGGAGAAGUAACUUUGCUGACGGGGAUUGCUCGCAUUCAUGAGGAGAUGAAUAACAUCACUUCAGCUACAGAGUAUUACAAAGAUGUCUUAAAGCAGGACAACACAAAUGUGGAGGCCAUUGCCUGCAUAGGAAGCAAUCAUUUCUAUACAGACCAGCCAGAGAUCGCCUUGCGUUUCUACAGACGGUUGCUGCAGAUGGGUGUAUAUAACUGCCAGCUCUAUAAUAAUCUGGGCCUAUGCUGCUUUUAUGCUCAGCAGUAUGACAUGACUCUAUCCUCAUUCGAGAGGGCAUUAGCCCUGGUUUCCAGUGAUGAUGAACAGGCUGACAUCUGGUAUAAUAUCGGACAUGUUGCAGUGGGUAUCGGUGACUUGACUCUUGCUUAUCAGUGCUUUAAACUAGCAUUAGCAUUUAACAAUGACAAUGCCGAAGCCUACAACAACUUGGCAGUGCUGGAGCUACGCAAAGGACGCAUUGAGCAGGCAAAAGCCUUUCUGCAAACAGCCGCUUCACUCUCCCCCCAUAUGUAUGAGCCACAUUUUAACUUCUCUGUCCUGUCAGAUAAGGUUGGUGAUCUUCAGAGUAGCUACGUGGCAGCCCAGAAAUCAGAGGAUGCUUUUCCUGAGCAUGUGGACACUCAAAAGAUGCUGAAGACCCUCAGACAACACUUUGCUGUGCUCUGAAAUUUUCAUCUCAUUUUUUUCAAAUUAUGUAAUUCGCCACAGUUAAGCAGGCUAUUAACCAUUGCAAGAGAUUAUUCUAGAAAUGCCUACAGAGAUGAAGUUGUCUACAUUUUUUAAAUGUUUUUAUAGAUAAAAUAAAUGAUCUCAGAUAAUAUUUCGAUAGAUAUAAUAAACCACAGUGCAUAUCUGCAGUUUAGGUGGACCUUAUUAUUCUUUUAAAAAUGUUAUAUGAAAUGUGAUCUUGUUUAUUUAGCAUUAAAAAUGCAGUAUUAAAUAAAA
Messenger RNA from Silurus meridionalis, 1941 nucleotides. It is a transcript of the gene ttc8, whose product is annotated as tetratricopeptide repeat domain 8. Gene Ontology annotation, cellular component: ciliary basal body; BBSome; non-motile cilium. Gene Ontology annotation, molecular function: protein binding. Gene Ontology annotation, biological process: non-motile cilium assembly. Bases 112 to 1662 code for a protein of 516 amino acids. The transcript has 15 exons. The record is from RefSeq and is a predicted model, not a curated record. Lineage: Eukaryota; Metazoa; Chordata; Actinopteri; Siluriformes; Siluridae.